Messenger RNA from Loxodonta africana (African savanna elephant), 1542 nucleotides. RefSeq names its product selectin L (gene SELL). Gene Ontology annotation, biological process: leukocyte migration; cell adhesion. NCBI's taxonomy places the organism in Eukaryota, Metazoa, Chordata, Mammalia, Proboscidea, Elephantidae. The record is from RefSeq and is a predicted model, not a curated record. Gene Ontology annotation, cellular component: membrane. The transcript has 9 exons. Bases 132 to 1250 code for a protein of 372 amino acids.
UUCCUGGUGACACUCGGCACAGCCUGUAGUCUGCGUGUAGUGCAGGCAGCUCCCUUCGGUCAAGGACCAGAGACCCCUGCUGCUGAGCGGAGAGUCUCAGCUGAAGAACUGGGGAGGCGCCCGGCAAAGCCAUGGUGUUUCGGUGGGAAUGUGAGAGCCCUCGGAGGGGCUUGUGGAAUGUCUUCAAGCUGUGGGUCUGGAUGGUGCUGUCUUGCGAUUUCAUGCAGCGUCUUGGGACCCACUGCUGGACUUACCAUUAUUCUGAAACGACCAUGAACUGGGCAAAUGCUAGAGUGUUCUGCCAGAAAUAUUACACAGAUUUAAUUGCCAUACAAAACAAGCAGGAAAUUGAGUACCUGGGGGAUACGCUUCCCUUCAGACCUACUUACUACUGGAUAGGAAUACGGAAGAUACACGGGGUAUGGACUUGGGUGGGAACCAACAAGUCUCUCACUGAAGAAGCAGAGAACUGGGGAGAUGGGGAGCCCAACAACAAGAAAUCCAAGGAGGACUGUGUGGAGAUCUAUAUCAAGAGGUCCAAAGACAAAGGGAAGUGGAAUGAUGAUGCCUGCCACAAGGCAAAGACAGCCCUCUGUUAUACAGCUUCUUGCCAGCCCUGGUCAUGCAGCGGCCACGGAGAAUGUGUGGAAAUCAUCAAUAAUUACACCUGCAACUGUGAUGUGGGGUACUAUGGGCCCCAGUGUCAGUUUGUGGUUCAGUGUAAGCCGUUGGAGGCUCCAGAGCUGGGUAUCAUGGCCUGUACUCACCCUUUAGGAGACUUCAGCUUCAGCUCACAGUGUAUCUUCAAUUGCUCUGAGGGAACAAACUUAAUUGGGAUUGAAGAAACUACUUGUGGAGCAUUUGGAAACUGGUCAUCUCUGGAACCAUCCUGUCAAGUGAUUCAGUGUGAGCCGCUAGCAGCACCUGACUUGGGGACCAUGAACUGUAGUCACACCCUGGCCACCUUCAGCUUUACCUCCACAUGCACCUUCAGCUGCUCAGAGGGAACUGAGUUGAUCGGGGAGAAAGAAACUAUUUGUGGAUCAUCUGGAAUCUGGUCCAGCCCUAGUCCAAUAUGUCAGAAAUUAGAUAGGAGUAUCUCCAAGAUCAAGGAGGGUGAUUAUAACCCUCUCUUCAUUCCGGUGGCAGUCAUGGUUACUGCAUUCUCUGGGCUGGCAUUUAUCAUUUGGCUGGCAAGAAGACUAAAAAAAGGCAAGAAGUCUCGACAAAGCAUGAAUGAUGCAUAUUAAACUACCAUCUGUGAAAGAAAAUUCCUGGGAUACUAGAGAGCCAUUGGAUCCUUCAAAUCCCCCAUGAAAAGUUUCCCAUGACAGCGUCUCCUACGUGAAGAUGAGCUACAUUUCCUUCAGUGCAUCUAGAAAGAUUUCUACUUGACCAGCAGCUCUUUCUGCUCCAUUUUACCCUCAUCACCCCUCCCUCCAGCCCACAGGUGUGGUUGUAUAUUGCUUAGUCUUUUAUUUUCUUUCCCGGGGAGAAACAAAUAAAGCCACAGGGGAAAAGAUGACUGUGAAGUAUGAAGAG